Brugia malayi is the source of this 1080-nucleotide messenger RNA. Its product is annotated as DB module family protein. The transcript is spliced from 8 exons. The record is from RefSeq and is a predicted model, not a curated record. Bases 1 to 1080 code for a protein of 359 amino acids. Lineage: Eukaryota; Metazoa; Nematoda; Chromadorea; Rhabditida; Onchocercidae.
AUGUUUCUACUUCUUGCUAUCAUGUUAUCAGGUGUACUGGGUCAGCAAUCAUGGUUCUUGCUACCAAUAGAAUCAUCUCAAAGUCAACAUUUACAAAAUACUUCAAUUUUUACAUCACAUCCUCAGAAAGUAUCUGUCUUAACACAAUUGCAAAUACAAAAUUAUCAAAGAAAUUUUGAAAAAAAUUUAUUAUCAACAAUUCAUAGGCGUCAACAACAGAAGCAAACACAACAAUUAAUUUCACAUUUGAAUAAUAAACAAAUGCUACGAUAUGAAAAUAAUAUGCGACAUCGAGAUUUGCCUAUUGCAUCAAGAGUAAAUCAAAAAGUGAUAAAUGAAACUCGAAAUAUGGGUUUACUCAUAACAAAUAAACAACAACAACAACAACAACAGAAUCCUUCAAGAUUCAAGCAUCUACCAUCUCCACAACGAUUUGUACUACCGCAAGUCUUAGAACAAAUAUCUGAUAUCCGGCCUAAAAUACGACCACAGUUGCCUAUUCUAGCAAUUGUCAAGCCAUCUAGGCCAAGAGUUCCAAUGCAAAAAUUUGUGCCCCAGAAAUUAGCACAGAUCAGUAGCCUCAAUAGAAGAAUUCAUGAACCAGUUUUAGCAUCUUCAACAAUACUAAUACCCACUCAUACAUCACUAAAACGAGAAGAUCAACAAUCUGCGACAAUUCUGGAAAAUACUAAUGAAAUUCCAUUUAGUGCUAAUGAUGCAUUCUUAGAAUGUUGCAAAGAAAAAAAUGUUGAUGCUAAAUGUGAAUCACGGUGCAAUUUUGAUAUUUUGGAUCGUCGAGUGCUUACGGCAAUGUUUAUUGGCUCAGAUCCAUGUCCCCGAAAUAAUGGCCGGAGUUUAUUGUCAUGUGCUGCUCAGGAUUCCGAUCACACUAACUGUUGUCGUGCAAACGGUGUACAACAAACAGCUGCUGGUGACAAAUGUUUAGGAUUUUGUCAAAUGACUCCCGAAUCUAAUUUCCAGGCAGAUGUAAGUAUGUUGCCAUGUUGGAGCGUUCUCAAAGAAAUCAAACAAUGCUUUCGUCUUAGUCUUAUUGAAAAGCGCAAUAUAAAGGAAGUAUAA